AUGCGUAAGUCGGCGCUCGAUGUUGUUAAUAAGCCAUUUUUUGUACCGCCAAAUGCUAACACUUCGUCAUAUAGGUCCACAGUGUCAGCAAUCGACCCCAGUACCGGGCAAGUUAUUGAACUGCCUAUAGAUCAAGCUGGGGCUUACAUAAUGCAAGAUGGUUCGAGUGUCCUCGCCGGAGCUCAGCUUCAAGGCAAUAUUCAAGGCGGGAAAAGUCUUCUAAAGCCGGAAUUGGCUCAGCAUCUGAAUCAACAUCCUGGUUUUAAGGUGAUUUUCAAUAAUGACUUAAGCGAUGUUUUGAUUUUGUCUCCUAGCACUGAUGUUCCAUUUGAAUGA
Messenger RNA from Echinostoma caproni, 336 nucleotides. NCBI's taxonomy places the organism in Eukaryota, Metazoa, Platyhelminthes, Trematoda, Plagiorchiida, Echinostomatidae. The record is from the annotation of a GenBank genome assembly.